CUGCAAUGGUUUCACGUCUUUUUUAUGUAAAUAACAUUUUAUUCAUCACUUUUAAACGCGUUUUUGAACGCUAAAAUACAUUUCUAAGCCGCAAACCAAAGAGAAAAUUCCCACUGUGUGAAUUUUUAAGUGGAUUCGUUGAAUAUUCCCUGUGUACAGCGAGAUACAGUUGAAAUAAAAUGAGUGUUGGCAGUUAAAGUGCAUAUUGUAGCUGAGAAUGGAAGUCCAGAUUCUUCUUUUGGUUUUAGCGAUCGGAACGUGCACCGGUAGUAUGCCGGAGGAAUACUUCCAAAAAAAUCGCCGACUGGCCAAAGGCAUUGUCGAGGCUCUACAGGACUCCAAUUUCGACGAGGAACUUCUCUUUGAUCUGAAGAAGGAGAACCAGGUGUACCUCAACAGGACCAUGUCUCUAGUCAUCAAGUACAUUGUUAAAAGAGAGGUAGACAAUUACAGAGCACGUCGCACUGACGCCAUCAGCCGUAGAAUAUACUCCUCGCUCAUCAUGAAACUUAUUGAUAUAGCUAAGGAUCUACCUCGCAAUAUCAGCGCCUCGAACAGAAUAGACACAGCGCACAGAUACUAUAUGUCGGUGGAGAGUCGCGACAUGCACGACCAGAUGGCUGACGUGCAAGUGUUCCACGCGUGCGCCAGACUUUACGACAUCAUGUUCACUGCACCAAGAAUAUUAUCUCACCUGGGUCGUCUGGACGACUUAACGCCAAGAACACUAGUGAAAAAGUUAAAAGCUUUGGAGGUUAAACCAGUGCAUGUAGCGAUUGCGCUGCUCAUUCAGUACCACCUCCGUACCACAGUGAACUUCGCGCUACGCACGAAUGCCAUCGAGACGUUAGCCACGAAACCAGCCAUGGUGGGCCCUCAAGUGGUGGAGAUGCUGAAGGCGCUGGCCGCGAGGCUACUGCCCAUAUCGGAACUCCUUGACAUCCACCUGGCCCAUUAUAGUCCGGUGUUCAAGGACACCUGCCCGUCUACCUGGCUCGCCAUUGUCAAUGAUAAAGCUGUUUCUUGACGUGAAUUCUUGUGUUUUACGAGCUUUUGUUUUGUUUCACCUGCCCUCUUUCUCUCUCAUUCUCUUUUUUUUUACUCAUCCUGGUCGCGUUCGGGGAUGAGACGCCGCGAAGACCGGGGUCAAUGUAAAAAGUAAACUUUAAAAUUUUCUGUCAUAUUGUUCAUCUAUAUUGGGAUACAUCAUUUAAUUUAAAAUAAUAAAUACUUAAUUUUAGUCUGAAAUAAAGAUUUUUUUAAAUGU
Molecule: messenger RNA, 1267 nt
Organism: Plodia interpunctella (Indianmeal moth)
Lineage: Eukaryota; Metazoa; Arthropoda; Insecta; Lepidoptera; Pyralidae
Exons: 6
Coding region: 218-1027 (269 amino acids)
Source: RefSeq, a predicted model, not a curated record